AUGGUGUGCCAUCAUAAUCAUCAUCGUCAUGGGGGUCUCCUAAGGGCCAGCAGCCACCGUAGCUGUGCCUUUGGGAGGCGAGGUGGACACGUACCGUCGGUAUUACGCGUUUUCCUCCUGAUAUUAGUACUUUGGAUGCCUGCACUUGACAAUGGUGCUUCCGUCCUCGCCUGCGGACCCGGCAGAGGCGCCGGAAGACGUCUUGGUCCCAAGAAGGUCACGCCUCUUGUCUUCAAACAGCACGUGCCCAACGUCAGCGAGAACACGCUACCGGCAAGUGGACUCAGCGAUGGACGUGUUUCCAGACACGACCCAAGAUUUCGUGAUCUUGUGCCAAACUAUAACGCCGACAUCAUUUUCAAAGACGAGGAGGGUACCGGAGCUGAUAGAUUCAUGACACAGAGAUGUAAAGAGAAAUUGAACACCUUAGCAAUCUCGGUAAUGAACCAGUGGCCCGGAGUUAAGUUGAGAGUUACCGAGGGCUGGGACGAGGAGGGAAAACAUGCAAUCGAUUCCCUCCAUUACGAAGGACGAGCCGUAGACGUGACGACGAGUGAUCGGGAUCGAUCAAAAUACGGAAUGUUGGCGAGACUUGCAGUCGAAGCUGGUUUCGAUUGGGUUUAUUACGAAUCCAGAUCUCAUAUACACUGUUCCGUUAAGUCUGAAUCCUCAUCGGCCGGCAAAUCGGGUGGUUGUUUCCCUGGCAAGAGUUACGUCAGAACUGAAGACGGUUUAAGGAAGAGGUUGGACGAGGUCCAAUUAGGCGAACGAGUGGCAGCUAUGAAUUCUAAGGGUGAAUUGAUCUACAGCGAGGUUAUAGCUUUUUUGGAUAGAGCACCGAAGGAAAAACGACAAUUCGUUAGACUUUAUACGGAAUCUGGAAGAGUGUUGACCUUGACCCCAGCCCAUUUGGUACCGAUCGAGGGCAGAUCAACGAUAUUUGCUGCCAGAGUUAAAAUCGGUGAUCAAAUUUUAAUCGUCGAUAACAAGAACGAUGAUGAUAAAGUGUCAUCGGGUGGUAAUCAACGUCGUAUUCGUUGGGAUCGUGUGAUCGAGACUAAAUUGGUCCUUGAAAUGGGUGUUUUUGCACCACUCACGACGGAAGGAACGCUAUUGGUCGACGACGUUAUAGCUUCGUGUUAUGCAGUAAUCGACAGUCAAACAUUGGCACAUUAUUCUUUCUUUCCAUUGCGUAUGUGGAAAAGUUUAGAAUCUUUCUUCGUUGAAAGGCCAACAACAUAUUCGAUUAAAGAAACUAAAACAGAAAUCAGACAACUAAGGACUAACAAUCAGACUACGAGUAUUAUUAUGGAAGAUAAUGAAAAAUAUAUAGGAGUACAUUGGUACGCCUCCUUCCUUUACAGUUUUGCAUCACUUGUUUUACCCAGUGACAUGCUUUACAAUUAA
This is a messenger RNA of Polistes canadensis, 1407 nucleotides long. It is a transcript of the gene hh, whose product is annotated as sonic hedgehog protein A. The coding region runs from base 1 to 1407 and encodes 468 amino acids. The transcript has 4 exons. The record is from RefSeq and is a predicted model, not a curated record. Gene Ontology annotation, molecular function: calcium ion binding; patched binding. NCBI's taxonomy places the organism in Eukaryota, Metazoa, Arthropoda, Insecta, Hymenoptera, Vespidae. Gene Ontology annotation, biological process: regulation of gene expression; multicellular organism development; cell-cell signaling.